Anopheles moucheti is the source of this 1231-nucleotide messenger RNA. RefSeq names its product ninjurin-B-like. The record is from RefSeq and is a predicted model, not a curated record. The transcript has 2 exons. Bases 679 to 1215 code for a protein of 178 amino acids. Gene Ontology annotation, biological process: cell adhesion; tissue regeneration. Gene Ontology annotation, cellular component: membrane. Lineage: Eukaryota; Metazoa; Arthropoda; Insecta; Diptera; Culicidae.
UGUGCGUGCAAGGAACCUUUCCCAAGUUUUCGCCGGUUGGCGUUCUAACACUACUACUAUUAUCCGCUACUACUCGCUGAUGCCAGUACUCGCUACUACUAGUGCUACAAACAAUAUUGUAAAUGUCACAUAUCAUACGCAAUCAUCGUUACAAUCAAACUAAGAGUGAUGGAAUUAACGAAAUUGUGUAAUCUCUCCCUGACCGCAACCGCACCGUACACUACACGAAAGCCAAUGUUGAUAAUCGUUGCGUUAGAAUCCGUAUAAGAAAACAUGUAGUAUAUAGCGCGUUAAUUGCAAUAAACAAAACCCUAAACAGUUCGUUAUCACGGUCGUCUAGAAUUGAUUCGAAAUGGGUGAGCCAUUUUUUUUGCUGCCACGAUGCGGUGCUCCAGUGCGACAGUUUCACUUUCCCACUGCACAGUCGUAACAUUGCUGUGUCGCGGAUCGGAAGUUGCGUAGAAUACGGGUCUCGUGGAAGUGCAAUGCUGAUAAUCGGUUGAAUAGAAUGUGCUGUGCUAUUUCUUAACCGUGCAACCCUAUAACCAUUGUGUGAGAUUACUGUUAGUGAGAAAGAAACAGAAAAAGCUAUAAAUAAUCGGUGUGUUUGUGUGAAAGUGUGAUCUUUACGCAAAAUAAUAGCGAUCGUUCGAUCAACGGUUGGAUCGAUUGUUGUCGAUGAGUAUGACAGAACCUACCCGUACCACCGCACCACUUACCCCGAUCGAUGAAACGCCAGCGGAGAACACAAGCAAUAGCUUGAUCCAGAUGUCGUCUAUCGAUCAGCCGGAAGAACACGCCAACGAUCACAUCGAAAUGCGUUCGAUUAACAAUCUCGAGGAUGGUGCGAACAGUUUGACGGAGGUGGACGGUAGACGGAAGACACGCUCGAGCCAGACACAAUCGUACGACAUACACAAGGGAAUCGCUGAAAGUGCCAUGGACAUUUCACUGCUGACCGCAAACGCUAACCAGCUGCGUUUGCUGAUGACGUACAACGAGAAGUCACACACGUACGUUGCCUGCAUAGCGUUGGUCAUUACCUCGCUUGUGUUGCAGAUUUUUGUGGCCAGCGGUGUUAUCAUUGUGAAGAGCUACCCAUCAUCCAAAAAGAACCAUCGGAUUUAUCAGCUUAAAGUGUGCAUCUCCAUCUUGGUGUCGAUCGUAACGGUGAUAAACAUCCUAGUGGCUUCGUUGGUUAUCACCGAUAAAUAGUGUAGCUCAACGUCCA